AUGAUUAAUAAUCUUUAUUUUUUUAUUUAUCUGUGCAAAUCUUACAGAAUUCUUAAACCCAAAGCUUUAGAAAAUGAAGAUCUGUAUCUAACAAAUAUAAACUCAAAACUCGUCCUACAACCAUUUGGAGAUAAAGAGAACCAAAGAAUAUCUAUUCAUAAGAGAAAGCUCUUUUUUAGUGGAGAUAAAUACCUAUCGCUAGAUAAUGACUCUAUAGAAAUAAAAUUAAAAAAAGAAAAAAUUGUUACUUAUCUUAAAAGAUCUAAUUUUAGUCAGAAAAAAAGCGAUCCAUUUGGAUUUAAAAAUAAAAAAAAGAUUCUAGACACGCCCAAAGAAAAAAUGCAACAGAAACGGAAUAUUAAACAGCCGGAUCAAAAUAUUACUUAUGAAACUCAGAGGCAACCUAUUCGUAAAAAAACAGAACCUGAAAUUGUAAAACCCGAAGAAGAGCCGCCAGACGAACCGGUUAAAAUUAGAGACGAGCAAAAUAUUGAUAUGGAUAGUAUAUUAUCCAAAGUAAAGCAUUUACUAAAUGAGAAAAAAAACUAUCUUGUUGAAUCAGAUUCUAAAAUAGAAGAAGAUACUAUAAAAUAUACCAGUUUAGAUGUUUUUAUACAUCCGCUUAAUGACAAGUACAUUAAAUUAAAAACUUUAGAAAAAGAUUGUGUAACAUAUUUCAAGGAUUCAUUUAUAUUUACGCCGUGUCUUAAUGUGGAUAGUCAAAUUUUUAAGAUUGAGAAUGAAGAAGAUGUUUUUAAAACUAAAAAAAUAGUAAUAGAUGAUGAAGAUGAUGAAACAACCGAGAUAACACCAAGUAAACGACAUAAAAUACCAUCAUCUAGAGAAAAAAAUCAUAUUUAUGAAAAUGAAGAAAUGUAUCAUGUAAAAAGUAAGGAGCGAAAACCAGAUGAUAAAUCGGCAGUUGCAUACACAUAUGGUACACAAGAAGAGCAGAUAAAUCACAAAAAUAGAGACUAUGGUGAUAAAAAUUUUAGAAAAAUAAUCAGUAAACGAGAAACAAUUGUACCGGAUUUAAGAACCAGCAAGGUAACAAAAAAAGAUGGUGUAAUAAAAAAAUCAAUAUAUAAACCAAGAUACAGUAACGAGACAUCAACUACAUAUCUUCAAGGAGAAAAAAAAUAUGAUGAUGCGUAUGUAGAGAACAAACCUCUAGAAAAUUAUAAAUAUCAAGAUAAUAUUACUAAAAAAACUGGCAAGCCAUAUGAAAAAACGUUAAACACUUCGUACGAUCCUAUUCGCCAAAAAUCGUUUUCUAGUUAUAAUUCUGAAUUUAUUACUCAAUUUAAACCAUUAGAAAAUAAAAAAUCAAUAGAAUAUAAGCCUCUUCCUGUGAAACAAAAAACCGAUAUUAUACCAAAAUUGCCCAAUAUUGUAAUAUCUCCACCAAUGCCCGAUGUAAAUAAAGUAGAUUCUACACUUGCAAGACUAAACUCACCAGAUGACUUUUUGCAAAAAAUUAAGAAUAGCGUCGAUAUAUCAGAUAUAGACGAUUUAUUGUAA
Vairimorpha ceranae is the source of this 1521-nucleotide messenger RNA. RefSeq lists its product as hypothetical. The transcript has a single exon. The record is from RefSeq and is a predicted model, not a curated record. The coding region runs from base 1 to 1521 and encodes 506 amino acids. Lineage: Eukaryota; Fungi; Microsporidia; Nosematidae.